This is a messenger RNA of Arabidopsis arenosa, 1728 nucleotides long. NCBI's taxonomy places the organism in Eukaryota, Viridiplantae, Streptophyta, Magnoliopsida, Brassicales, Brassicaceae. The record is from the annotation of a GenBank genome assembly.
CCACCUCAUUGCAAAACAAUUUGCCCACUAUCUAUCCUCCAUAUCAAUAUUUUUUUUAAAAAUCUCCUACGUAUAGUACUCUAUAGUAAUGGCUUCGUUUCUUCUCACAUCUUCCAGUAUGAUAACCACCACAUAUCCCUCCAUGGUUCUCCGGUCAGGGUUACCCAUUGGAUCUUCCCUUUCCUCUCUUCGCCUGACCCGUCCAUACAACAAGGCGACUUUGUUCACCUCAUGUUACUCUUCUGAGUCCAAAAAGGUGGCAAGUAGUGCUGAUCUCAAACCUGCCGUGGAACGGAGGCCGGAGUACAUACCGAACAAGCUUCCUCACAAGAACUAUGUUCGUGUAUUAGACACGACGCUCCGUGACGGUGAACAAUCUCCCGGUGCAGCACUUACUCCACCGCAGAAGCUAGAGAUUGCCCGGCAGCUUGCUAAACUCCGAGUAGACAUCAUGGAAGUUGGUUUUCCGGUGUCUUCUGAGGAAGAGUUCGAAGCCAUUAAAACCAUCGCCAAGACCGUGGGGAACGAGGUGGAUGAGGAAACAGGUUACGUCCCUGUGAUAUGCGGCAUUGCCCGAUGCAAAAAUAGAGAUAUUGAGGCGGCUUGGGAGGCACUGAAGUAUGCGAAGAGGCCGAGGGUAAUACUAUUCACAUCUACUAGUGACAUUCACAUGAAAUAUAAGUUGAAAAAGACUAAAGAAGAAGUGAUUGAGAUGGCCGUGAACAGUGUUAAGUACGCUAAAAGCUUGGGCUUCAAAGACAUCCAAUUUGGGUGCGAAGAUGGCGGCAGGACGGACAAGGAUUUUAUAUGUAAGAUUCUAGGAGAAUCGAUAAAAGCGGGUGCAACCACGGUGGGCUUUGCGGACACGGUCGGGAUCAACAUGCCGCCAGAAUUCGGAGAACUCGUGGCCUAUGUCAUAGAAAACACUCCUGGGGCUGAUGAUAUUGUCUUCGCCAUUCAUUGUCACAACGACCUUGGUGUUGCUACUGCCAACACAAUAUCCGGUAUAUGUGCGGGAGCAAGACAAGUCGAAGUAACGAUCAACGGAAUUGGUGAAAGAAGUGGGAAUGCGCCGCUUGAAGAGGUCGUGAUGGCUUUGAAAUGUCGAGGAGAAUAUCUUAUGGAUGGUGUUUACACGAAAAUAGACUCACGCCAAAUUAUGGCUACUAGCAAGAUGGUUCAAGAGCAUACCGGCAUGUAUGUUCAACCACAUAAGCCAAUAGUUGGAGACAACUGUUUUGUUCAUGAGAGCGGCAUUCACCAGGAUGGAAUAUUGAAAAAUCGAAGUACAUAUGAGAUUUUAUCACCAGAAGAUGUUGGGAUCGUAAAAUCUGAAAAUUCUGGCAUUGUUCUUGGAAAGCUUAGUGGACGUCAUGCUGUAAAAGACCGGCUUAAAGAGUUGGGAUAUGAAAUCAGUGAUGAGAAAUUCAACGACAUCUUUUCACGAUACAGAGAAUUAACCAAGGAGAAAAAGAGAAUCACGGACGAUGAUCUGAAAGCAUUAGUGGUGAACGGUGAUGAAAUCUCAUCAGAUAAAUUAAACAGUAAAGGAAUUAACAACCUUAUGUCAAGCCCUCAGAUUUCCGCUGUUGUAUAAGUUUGUGAAGACAUUUGUGUAAUUAUGUACUACGAUGCCUUUUGUUUUACCGGUGUGUAUUUGUGUACUACGUACGUACGAUGAUAUUAAGUACCUUUUAGUUUUAUGUUAAAUCAAGUUUCAUUUGAUUU